ACAAAAUAUUUGAUGUUUUGUUGAAAAAUCAAAUUUCGGCUGAUGCGAUCACCGAAAGCCACGAGGCGGCCAUUUUUUUUGUUUUCCUUUUUAACUGGAAUUUUAUUUCCAACUGGACUUUUGCAUAAAUCUAAUAAGAUUGUAUUGUUUACAUACUACUUCACAGUAGUAACCGGUGCUUUGCACGGUGGAGGCAGGAAGCCGUCAGGUUGGAAAAACCGAAAUUAAGGCAGGAAGCCGUUAGGUUGGAGAAACCGUAACCGAGGCAGGAAGCCGUCAGGUUGAAAAAAAAAACCGAAAUCAAGAUAGGAAGCCGCGAAGUUGGAAAACCGAACCGAGGAGAGUACGAAUGGAUUGAAAUAUACAACAGAAACUGAGUCCUUUGAACAAAAUGGAAAAGUGGGAGAUUCCACAAUUCAAAUUCAGAUCGAUUCCGAACAGUAUUAUCAGAGAUGAGUGGGUGAAAUAUAAGCGGAAUUUCCAGUACAUCGCGGCGGCAAAUGAAGAGAAAAAUGCGACCCGGCUCAAGAAUGUGUUUCUGGCAAAAGCUGGACCAGAUGUCCAGGAAGUUUUCGCUUCGCUUCCGGGGGCUGAUGUGGAGGAGGAUAAAGCCAAGAAUAUUGACCCGUUCAAAGUGGCCAUCGAGAAGCUUGAUGAAUACUUCUCGCCGAAGCAGCACGAGGCGUUUGAGCGGAACACUUUCUGGAACCUGAAACCUCAAGAUGAGGAAACCAUGGAGAAGUUUCUGUGGCGGACGCUAGAAGUAGCUCAGAAGUGUAAUUUCGGCACCACGUUGGAAGAAAGCCGUUCAAUCGCUGUUAUUGACAAAGUGAUCCUGUACGCUCCGGUCGAACUGAAACAACAAUUGCUGCAGAAGGAAAAACUCACGCUGGACGAUGUUACUCGAGUGGUCAGUUCGUACGAAUCUGUGAAAAAACAGUCGAUGCUGAUGGAAGGCAAAUCGGGAUCAACUCCUGCAUACAGCGAGCACGGAGGCGGUGGCGGUCAGAAGAGUGAACUUUUCAACGUCCAGAGCUCCUCAAGAGGACCACCCACCACGGGUGAAUGUUACCGGUGUGGCCAUAAAGAUCAUUAUGGAAAUGAUCCGAGGUGUCCGGCACGAUCCGUUCAGUGCACCAGGUGCAAGAGGUAUGGUCAUUUUCGAAACGGUGCAAAACUGAGUUCGGCCGGCGACCAACACAUCCGCAAUCACAGAACGUGGUUCCCGCCAAGCGGCCGGGCGGUGGAAGACAACACGAGUGACCCUGACGAAAAUACAAGCUUCGUCUACAACAUCAGCGAUGGAGAUGAGUUUAUUUGGGUUAAAGUUGGAGGUGUUCUUAUCCAGAUGCUCAUCGAUUCCGGAAGUGCUAAGAAUAUUCUGGAUGAUCGAGCCUGGGAGCACCUGCGAGUACAAGGAGCGGUGACAACAAACUUCCGAACCGAUUGUGAUCAGAUUUUCCGAGCGUACGGACGGGAAUCAGCUCCUCUGAAGAUCGUUUGCGUUUUCGAAGCGGAUAUUGCAAUAGAUGGAGCAGCCGACCGGAUUGAAGGAAGCGAUACGUUCUAUGUGGUUGAAGGUGGAACGCAACCGUUGUUGGGCAGAACGACGGCGAAGAAACUGGGAGUUUUGAAGAUCGGCGAGUAG
Messenger RNA from Culex quinquefasciatus (southern house mosquito), 1648 nucleotides. RefSeq lists its product as uncharacterized. The record is from RefSeq and is a predicted model, not a curated record. The coding region runs from base 392 to 1648 and encodes 418 amino acids. Lineage: Eukaryota; Metazoa; Arthropoda; Insecta; Diptera; Culicidae. The transcript is spliced from 3 exons.